Molecule: messenger RNA, 1255 nt
Organism: Cokeromyces recurvatus
Lineage: Eukaryota; Fungi; Mucoromycota; Mucoromycetes; Mucorales; Mucoraceae
Product: lysozyme-like domain-containing protein
Exons: 6
Coding region: 17-1003 (328 amino acids)
Biological process (GO): carbohydrate metabolic process
Cellular component (GO): extracellular region
Molecular function (GO): chitosanase activity
Source: RefSeq, a predicted model, not a curated record
UUAUAUUAAAAAAAAAAUGAAGUUUCUUUCAAUUACUAUUACAUUACCUCUUCUCUUAUUGAUAUCUGACACUUUACAAUUUGAUGUUUAUGAAAACUGUCGUAAUCAGUUUAAUCCAACUUCAGGUUUAUGUAAAAAGUUUAACUUUAUAACAAGCAAAGAGGCUCUAAAGAAAGGCUGUAUAGUUUCAACAAACGGAACAACAUUUUAUGAUCAAAGUGAUUUACCUGAGGUUAAGAGUUUAGAUUCAAGACUGAUUAAAAUGGCUAGUAUGAUUACUAAUGUCUUUGAAGAUGGAGAUACCAACUUUGCAUAUGCUUAUUGUGAGGAUAUAAAGGAUUCUAGAGGAUUUACAAGUGGCUAUGCUGGGUUUACUACUGGUACAGGAGAUGCUGAAACGUUGAUUCAAGCGUAUACUAAGGAUCAUCCAAAUAAUAAACUUGAACACUUCUUACCCAGACUUCAUGAAAUUAGUCAAUUGUCUUAUUGCGAUAGAACAAAUCGUGGAUCUACAAAGGGUAUAGAAGGUUAUUGUGCUGCUUGGAAAUCAGAAGCUUGUAAUAAAAAUGGAGAAUUUGCUAAAAUUCAACGUCAAUGGGUUUAUGAAAAUUACAUGUUACCUAGUGCUCGUUAUGCAGCACAAAAUGGUAUUCAGUCUGCUCUUGGAAAAGCUAUAUUUUAUGAUACUAUCAUUCAACAUGGAUUUCAAUAUGUUGAACCAGAUAUUAAUAUUGUACGCAUAUUAGUUUUAACAGGUGCUAGAAAGAAGAAUGAAAGUGAACAAGAUUAUUUAACACGAUUCUUGACAACGCGUCGUGAAUUACAAUGUUGUUAUCCUGAUAAUGUAUGGCCAGCUAGUGCUUCUCGUAGCGCAGAUCUUCAAACUUUAGUAAAUCAGUUUGAUAAAAACAAAGACUUGACUGGUUCUAUUGAACUUGUUAAAUUUGGUAAACGUAUUCAUGGCAAUGAAGAUAUCAAUACAGACUCAAAGCACUGUAAAUAAUAAAGAUUCAUCUUCCUUCUUUGAAGAUAUAAUAUAAAUAUUGAAAUAUGUAUUUUCUAUGUUUAAAUCGUUAUCAACUAUUCUCUAAAGCGCACACAUAUACACACACACACCUACACACAUACACUUACACACACACACAUUGUUGAGCAAAAGAAUCAUAUUGUAGUCUUAAUAUAUUGAAUGUCCUAAUUUUAAAAUUAACAUUGUGGAGAUGCUUAUUCAUCCAUUUUAAAUAUUCCUAUUUUUUUU